Molecule: messenger RNA, 2221 nt
Organism: Porites lobata
Lineage: Eukaryota; Metazoa; Cnidaria; Anthozoa; Scleractinia; Poritidae
Source: the annotation of a GenBank genome assembly
CAUCGUGAGGAAAUAUCAGAUUAUUGGACGGAAGAGCAGUGCAAAUGGGGGAUCGCCGCGAAGGAAGCUACUGCGGUCGACAUGGCGUUAAUGGCUUUUAAAGACAAACUGUUCAAUGCUAGAGUUGAUGCUUUUGUUGACAAUAAGGCCGUUGUCGAGGCUUGGAACAACCAGGGUGGUAGAAGCUUGGAGCUUAAUAUGGCAUUGAAACGGCUUUUCUUCACAAUGUCGAAGCUUAGUUUAUCUCUGCACGUGUCUUACAUUCCGACUGGUCAGAAUCCUGCUGAUGCUCCAUCAAGGCGCCUGUCCCACUCAGAUAGUAAAUUGUCAGAUGGCUUGUGGCAGAUUGUUCAGAAGGAGUUUGGUGGUAGGGAAGGCCAUACUUGCGACUUUAUGGCCUUGGAUUCGAAUACUAUGACGGAUGCGCACGGGUAUUCUCUCCCUCAUUUUACGCCGAUUCCCUCUCCCGGAUCGUCUGGUGUAAAUCUCUUCACACAGGACCUUGCUUCCCUCGGAGCGCUUAUGGCCAGACCGUAUGUUUUUCCUCCCAUGGCUUUAACGGGACCUGUCUUAAAAUUUCUGCAGAGUUUUAAACAGUCGUGCACAGUAGCGGUGCUGGACGUGUUUCCCAAGAAGUACUGGUGGCCUCUCCUUAUGAAUAAAGCUGUAAAGAGUAGAUGUCUGGCUGUUCGUGGCGAUGGCAACGCUCUCUUGGUCCCGUCCAAAAAGGGGUGGCUGCCUCACAAGGGCAUUCCUGGAGAUCUCUGGGUUUUUGCAGUGUGUUUUUAGGUGUGUCUUGGCAUACAUUUUGAUCUGUUGUGCUACUGGUUUGUGGUGUAUGAUAGGGUUCUUCUUUUCUGGUUUGUAGGAGCUUCCAGUCAUGGCAAAGCUGUUUGUCCAGUCGGUUAAAUGCCCAACCUGUGGACACGCUAAUGAUUUUGACUUCCGUUUUUGUCAACGUUGUGGCUACAAGCGAAAGGUUAUGACAACGCUUGUCAAGGAACACUCUGAUGUUAUCGUUGACCUUGAUGGAACUGAAGUGCGGUUGCAGCAGUUACUUCACUACGAUCAGGCAACCAGUUAUAAAAAGCAGAAGGAUUCUCUUCAGAGGGAACUUAAGGCUUUUCUUGGUGCUCUGCCGGGUUUUGUUACUCUCGCGACAGUGACGCCUAGGGACUUGUGUCGCUUCCUGAUCUUUAAAGACAAGCGUGGCAAAACACAGGUACACCUCAAUACGUGUGAAUUUUUGGGUCAGCGUGGUAAACAGUCAUGUGGCUGCCCCUUGAGAUUGUCGUACAAGACUGUGGACUCUUACAUAGGAAAGUUAAGAUCGAUUUUCCAUUCCAUUGGUCGGGACGGAGAGUGGGACAAGCGGCUAGGUCUUGGUAACCCAGCCUCUGAUAAAUUGGUUAAAGAUUACCUUCGUCUUGUCCCAGCGGAGCAGUUACAGGCCCAUGUUACUCCAAAACAAGCCACGCCAUUCUUUGUGGACAAAUUGACUCAGUUAUCGAAGUAUCUUGAAGGCGAGCUAGCGAGAUCAAAGUCGAAACGUGACCGUUUCAUUAUCGCACGUGACCAAGCUUAUUUUAAGUUGGCGUUCUUUAGUGGGGACCGCCCAGGAGAUCUUGGUCAGGUAAAAGUUCCGGAGAUCCUUCGUUUUCCAAAUGAUGAUGGGUUCUUAUUUAAUCAUAUCUGGGGUAAGACUUUGCGGGAUGGUGACAGUAAUGUCUUUGGUGUUCGCAGAAAUCCCCAGUCGGUCAUCUGUCCUGUGAAGGGCGUUGAGCAAUAUGUCGAAGUGGCAAGGGAGUUAGGCGUUGAUUUAACAAAGGGAUAUUUGUUUCGUCCGCCAACUUCUAAUAAUGGUGUCCAAGAUUCUCCAUUUAGUUCUUCAGCAGCAGAUGCGCAUCUUAAAGUGUAUCUCAAGCAGAUGAAAGCUGAUGAUGGUGAGACAUUGCAUGGCUUUCGUUCGGGUUGUGCGAUAACGUUGGCCCUCACAGGAGCGGAUCUGUCUGAGAUUAUGGAACAAGUGGGUUGGGCUAGGAGGCAUACCGCCUUAUAUUACCUUCAGCUGGCCAAGGUUCUGAAACAUGAUGGCCUGUCGGGGCGACUUGCUACGCCUUCUGCUGAGAAUGUGGUGGCUCCAUGGCAGGAUGUGAAUCAGCUGAAACGUUUUGUGUGUGCUUUUCCAGCUGCUGACCAGAGGAAACGCCCAGCAGAAUGA